AGCGCGCCUGACGGCUUUUCACAACAGGACGUGGAACAGCUAUAUUACAGUUAUUCAGUAUAUAAUGCGCGACCCGGACGAAGCAAAGUGGUCAUCUUCACGUCCUCUGCAUGCCACGAAUCAGCAGAGCUGUGGGUUUAAAGAGGGGAACAAAGGGCCGAGGGGAGGCAUCUGGGCACUUGAAACAAAGGGACUCGGUAAAGACAACCUGAGGAACCCGAGAAGCGAGUUUGAUAUUCCACCCAUCCCACAACAAGGGCAAUAACAUAAGAACAAUCGCCGAGGAAAGGAAACCCAGCGCAUCGGAGCAAACAGGACACCCGAUCUGCCCUGAUCAGGCAGGCAGACUGAGUAAGAGGUAGUGUAGCCUACCUCGAGGCGCUAGAUAUCGUUGACCCCGUUAUCUAUAUAUCUGCCUCCUUCCCCAUGAGUGACAGAAAGAGCACCAGGAGCGCUGAUGCUGGAGCUGAAGGCAUCGGUGCAGAACAGCUGCACUUGCUGGAAUAAAGGCUAAUCAAGACAAAGGCGAAAGAAAUUAAAGUUAUAGAGAGCUAAGUCUACACUAUAAAGUAUUGCUGUCUGAUCUGUUUUUACGCCUUUUUUUUCUAUAAAGAAGCUAUUGAGUAGACCGAAGAAGAUACCGAAGCGCUCGGCACUGCUGCUCUAUCCCGCAGCGCAACAUCGCCUUGUUUAAGACCGGAGGGAGAUUGGGGAAGGUCUGAUAAGGAAAGUGGAGGAGGCAACCUCGUUGUUCUCUUCUGUAUUCGAUUAUUAUUAUUCAGGGUUAAUUUCCCUGAGCUGUUCUGCUCCGGGACAAGAUGACAGUCCAGAUCCCGGAUGAUUCCGACUUCACUUCUUUCAAGGAGCAGUGCGAGAAUCUGGACGGCUGGACUGCCCGGUACAACAAGGGAGGAGUGACCGUGUGGUGCAGAGACGGCGAAGAGACUAACAGCGUCCAGAAAUUAAAGAUGAGAAUAGUCUGUAAGGAUGUGACUGCAGAAACAUUAUACGAUGUCCUGCAUGACACAAGUUAUCGGAAGAAGUGGGACAGUAACAUGAUUGAGACCUUUGACAUUGGAAGACUGACGGUAAAUGCAGAUGUGGGAUACUACUCCUGGAAGUGUCCCAGCCCACUAAAGAACAGAGAUUUCAUCACUCUGCGAUCCUGGCUUCCUCUGGGCAAGGACUACUUGAUAAUUAACUACUCUGUUAAACACCCACAAUAUCCCCCGAAGAAAGACUAUGUCAGAGCUGUGUCUUUACAAACCGGGUACCUGAUCCAGUCUAACGGUGCGAACUGCUGCACUCUCUACUAUCUAACCCAAGUAGAUCCAAAAGGUUCUUUGCCCAAGUGGGUGGUAAAUAAAGUCUCUCAGUUUGUAGCACCAAAGGCGAUGAAGAAGAUCUACAAGGCAUGCCAGAAGUACCCUGAGUGGAAACGGAAGCACAACCCCAACCUGAAACCCUGGAUGUACCCGGAGCAGAAUACUCUUCCCUGCAUCAGCCUGUCAGAGCUGUCUCUGCAGCGUGCAGACUCCCUGGAAAACAUCGACGAGAGUGGGCUGAGCGAGGAGAAAACCCACAUUAGCGAUGAUGACGAAGGCUUCUCCAAAGAGUCCUAGAGGCGCUGGAGGCUGUGCUGAUUGAACCCAAUCACCCAGGCAAUAAGACAGUGGAAGAACAUCAUUAGUUGACUGUCAAUAUCUAUAUGAAUGCCUGUGUGUAUCAUGUAUUGUAAUUGACUCUGUGCUAGGGACUUGUGACUUUUUUCACAUGACCUAAAAGGGUGGCUUUAUAUGAAACAUAUAUGUAUGUCCAGGUACAGAGUAACAGUAGUGUUCCUUAAUGCAUUACCUUGCUUAUAACCUUCCUGAAUCUAAUGACACAAGAUUUGUUUUUUUUCUCCUAGAGCGUAGUGAUGAAUGGAGUAUCACCCCCUGCUGGUAGAUUUGUGAAUGUGAAUCAACACAUAAACAAAUCAACAAAUAAAAUGCUUACAUUCAGUAUGAGGCACUUAGUAUCAGUGGGCUGAAGAGUUUAACUGUUGACAUAUUCCAUGCCUUGAUGUUAUUAAUAUAUGUCCCAUAUUAGAAGGUUAAAGCAACAGAAUGCAUGAAGUGACUUCACUGUUAACCUGUGCAGGUGAAGACAGACAUCCUGAAACUGUCGUCCACUAAAGUAUUUGGUCACUUUAGCAUGGGACAGGAGUUGGAACAACAACUGAAUUGCUUCAGGUCUUCUGAGUAAAAUUUGUAAUGUAACAGUAAGUAGUAAUUCUCAUUAGAUGUGUUCACAGCCAUUUUAGCCAUUAAGAGAAAUCAGUCAACUGUCCCAAUAGUUUUGCUCCUUCAAAGUAAAAAAAUCGCUUUAUUAAAUUGACCCAAGAGGGUAGAAGUGAACUGAGUUUAUUAAAAAUAAAUUACUUAAGGGCUUUACUUAAUAUUCAUUGCUUUAUUUUCAUGAGAAAUGCUAAUUGUUAGAGUUUAUAGUAAAAAGUACAAUUUAGACUUCACUGUCCCAAUACUUUUGAAGGGCACUAUAUACAGUAGAUGAAACCAUGGGGAGCAUAUCAAAAAGUGGAAAUGCACUGUUGCCUUAGUAAUAUUUAAUUUGCCUUCUAUGUUUCAUUGUUCCAUGGUGCACAGUUUUCAUGACAUAUUUGAUUGAGUAGACAGACCUGAGUUAUGAGCACUCCUUAUAUCAAAUUAAAAACCACUAACACCAUAAAAGACAAAAAAAUCAGAGGUUUGAAAUAUACUUGAGACAGUAUAUUAAUUGAGUUUAGAAACUAGUCGUACCUGAAAAUUAAAGUUUAAAUAGUUGUUGUUGAUUGAUGUUUCUAAAUAAUUUUGGGGGGCGUUGGGUAGUUAAUCACUUGUUAGAUAACUGCUGAAUCCUGGAAUGUGGGUUAAUGUGAUAUGAGAUAUAUAAAGAAGAAGUAUGCAUUAUGCUAAACAGACUAAGGUGUUUCAACUAAGCGGAAGAAUAAUUGUCAAAAAGAGAUGAAGAAGGUGAAAUUAUUACCACCACCAUUAUUAUUAGCAUGGUCAAGAAGAGAGAUAUGGUAGAUGUACAUGGUUUGGAACACUACUAUUUGCCUGUUGUUAAGAUAACCAGUUCCUGUUCCAUGCUAUUUUACUGUGACCAAUUUACCUGAAUAAAACAUGCUACACACAUCUGAGGCACAGAGUAUAAAAGGUUCAAAAUCACCAAAGAGUAUAUGAAAUAGAAAAUGGAAAAAAAAUUAGCAUUUUCAAUCACAAAAAUGUACCUAGAUUUAUCACUAAGAUAUUUUAAGAUUUUAAUCUAUAAUGACAGCAAGAAUAUUAUUUUUAGGUAUUUUACUAAGAAUUGUGUGUACCAUACAAACAGUGAGCGGCACACCAAUUAAGUAGCAAGAUGUUUGUUGGAAUUUUGCUACCAGCACUAUGUGUAUUUCACUGUUAUUGUAUUUCAGAAUACAUGCAAUAACUAUCAAUGAAUGUAGAUAAAGAAACCCUAAACUUGAAAGGUAGCAAAUAAGGCAAUCCCAUUUUGUAGUAUUAGGUUUACACAUUCGUUAGGGAUUCUGUAAGAUAUAAUAUAUUGGUGCUGCAAUAAAAUUAACUUAUUUUUAAUGUGAAUCUUCAGUAAAUGCCCAUUGCAGAAUUCUUACUUUCAAUAGCCCAUCCAGUCACCUGAACAGUAUUACACAAGUACUGGUUCUCAUUGACAUUGGUAUCCACGUUCGUGUCGUUUUUGACAACUUUUAACUUUUGUUAACAAAUAUAUCAGAUACAAAUAGUCUUUCACAGCUUUUUUUCUUCUUUUAAACCUGGAUUUUGAUGCUGCCAUGCGUAAAUUCUAACAUGAUUGAUGAAUGAACUAACUGGCCUUGGAGCAAUGCUUGAAAUUUUAAGUAAGGAAUCCUAGGCUAUGAGUAGGUUACAAAACACUUCUCCAAAUCGUUUAAAAUGGCUGUAUAGAGCAUUUAGAUUUUUAAGAAUUAAAUACAUAUAUGGUGUAUAUUACAAAAGGAGUAGUAGGAAGUAUAGAUUUAAAAUCCAAUUUCUAUUUAGUGCAUGUGAAUUUUAGUGGGAAAGCAGAAUGUUUUCUUUGUUCUGAAUCAUUUAUCUGAUCAAUGACUCAAGAGUCAUUUUAAAAUACCAGUGCUUUGAUGCUUAACUCUUUGCUGAAAACUGUUGUAGCGGCAAGGCUUAUUAAUAAUACAGGAAUGAACCCCUACACUGUUCUCCUGCUAUAGUUAAGAGUGGGAAAAAUAUGGGGUUUAAAGCUUUCACACAAAUAAGAAGGAUGCUACAAUAUGGAAAACCUAAGCAAGAGAUCAUUCUAAGUAAGCCUUUAAGAUGACAACAUCUAGCUUCUCUAAAUGGAUUGGAUUCUUAAUUUGAAAAAUGAAAUCACUCAAUAUACAAAAUAAAAUUAAAAAAUGAAUGCCAGUAAGCUUAAAUGCACAUUCUCACCCUAAGCACCUUCUGCUAAUCCUGUCCGGGAAUAAAAGAUAUUUAAAAAAUAUAUCAGUACCAUAACCAUGUCCUGCUGGCAGGACACAAAUCAGAAGAACAAAACCCUGAGUAUGUUUUGAAAAGAAAUUUAUUAACAGGACAGCUAAUAGAUGUUUGCAAUUGCACAUUGGAUAUGCAGAGGUUAUCUGAUUUUCUCACUCAGCUGUUAAACUACAUUACCAGAGACAUAUACUGUAUUACAAUGACACUGAAAAGGAUCUUAUCAACAGAUCAUGUUGUCUUAAUUUUCAGGAUUAUGUAGGAAUCCUUGUUAAUAUACUGUAUUUUUUACCUUUUACAUUUUCUUAGAUGCACAUUUUCAUUAGAAUUCUAG
Molecule: messenger RNA, 4839 nt
Organism: Lepisosteus oculatus (spotted gar)
Lineage: Eukaryota; Metazoa; Chordata; Actinopteri; Semionotiformes; Lepisosteidae
Gene: stard15
Product: StAR-related lipid transfer (START) domain containing 15
Molecular function (GO): lipid binding
Source: RefSeq, a predicted model, not a curated record